Molecule: messenger RNA, 3076 nt
Organism: Homarus americanus (American lobster)
Lineage: Eukaryota; Metazoa; Arthropoda; Malacostraca; Decapoda; Nephropidae
Product: alkaline phosphatase-like
Exons: 14
Coding region: 137-1903 (588 amino acids)
Biological process (GO): dephosphorylation
Molecular function (GO): alkaline phosphatase activity
Source: RefSeq, a predicted model, not a curated record
UGUACUCUUGAACUGGUGUGGGAUCCUUCGUAUUUUCAAAAACAAACAUGAAAGUGUAUAACCAGAAAGUUUACAUAUCUAGAUAGACUUGUGAUAUACAAACCGAAAUUGAGUUUUUUUCCCACCGGACGUGGUGAUGAAGCACACGGUGGAGAGAGCAGUGCUACGGGUCGCCUUGAUCCUCCUCCUCGGUACCGUCGCUCAACCAGUCAGUCGGAAGUUAGAAGCCCGCCAACACUGGUGGGACCUUGCUCAGAAUGAGUUGGCGGCCGCCCUCAACGUGCGCGACAACUGGAAUGUGGCCAAGAACGUCAUCAUGUUCCUAGGUGACGGUAUGGGCAUCACCGCCAACACCGCCGCCAGGAUCUUCAAGGGGCAGAAGAUGGGCAUGAAUGGAGAGGAAGGAUACCUCACGUGGGAAAGGUUCCCCAACGCAGCCUUGCUCAAGACAUACAACGUGGACAAACAGGUGCCAGACAGCGCGGCGACGGCUACCGCUUACCUGUGUGGGAUCAAGACCAACUACUACACACUGGGAGUCGACCCCAUGGUGACCCUUGGCGACUGUGCUGCCGGUAGGAACCCCCUCUACCACACCCCCUCCAUCCUGCAGUGGGCUCAGGAGGCUGGCAAGGACACAGGUAUCGUGACAACCACAAGAAUCACUCACGCCACUCCCGGGGCCACUUACGCCCACUCCGCCCACCGCGACUGGGAGUGCGACGGUAACCUGGGAACUAUGGGUAUCGGCUGUAAGGACAUUGCUGAUCAACUCGUGCACGAUAAUCCCGGCAAAUAUAUCAAGGUGAUCCUGGGUGGCGGCCGGCAGGCGUUCGGGGCAGGUCUUGGCAAUGAACUUAACACCACCUGCAUUCGCAAAGACGGCCGUAACCUGACCCAGGAAUGGCUUGAUGACAAGAAGUUAAGGGGAGCGUCUGCUAGCUACGUCACCAACUACGGGGAACUGAGCGACAUUGAUCCUGAUGAGACGGACUAUCUCUUGGGACUGUUUGCUGACUCGCAUAAUCCCUUCGAGGUGGACCGCCUGGUGGGGCCUAAUGGGUCUCCCUCACUCAAGGACAUGGCCCUCAAGGCUCUCAAAUUGUUGAAGAAGAGCGAGAAUGGGUUCUUCCUCCUGGUUGAGGGAGGACGCAUUGAUCACGCCCUACACGAUAACCUGCCUCACCGCGCCCUGGAGGAGGCGAUUGCUUUGGACAGUGCAGUGGCGGCGGUGCUUAAGGAGGUAGACAUGGAGGAGACGCUUGUGGUGGUGACGGCGGAUCACUCUCACGUCAUGACCAUGAACGGUUACCCGGACCGAGGCAACGACAUUCUCGGUUUGGUGAGUGACCUAUCUGAAAUUGACAACCUUCCCUACACUACCCUCAUGUUCACCAACGGCCCCGGCUACAACUAUUCCGUCGUUGAGGAUAAGGUGGUUCGUCACGACCCCAGCACCGUCAACACGAAGCAUAUAGACUACCGCUCCCAGGCCGCCGUUCCUACUCCUCCUAUCUCGGAGACCCACGGCGGGGAGGACGUCGCUAUCUGGGCCGUAGGACCGAUGGCUCACUUGUUCCACCGCACCCACGAACAGAAUUACGUGGCUCACGCUAUGGCCUACUCGGCGUGCAUUGGUCCCAGCGCCAAAAAUUGUCAGAGACCCAGCCAUGCGACCUUCACUCGGGGGCCUUUAGCCAAACCAUCAGUGAGGGAGCCGGGAAGUGGUCGUGGUUCAGGCGAGCCCAAGUUCCCCACUUUGUCACCAGUCCUACAACAGCUGCUUGACGACAACCAACAGAAGAUCGUGACCGCUCUUGGUACAGAGACAGUGAAGAGCUUCUCCAACACGGCGGACGUCCAGGAGUUGCUUGGUCGUAGUGCACUUCCUCACAGCAUGUAAAACAACACUCCUGUACAUGAGUUCUAGGUCGUCUUCAGGCUGUAUUGGGACUCGGUUGGACACAAAUAUUCAGGGAUAAACAGCUGACCGCAGGACCUAAUACUUGGUCUCCCUGUCAGUCUCUCUGAAUGUGACCUCACAAUAUCUAGGACUGAAGAUCUAGAUGACUUUCCAAGACAUCUUAAUGGCGUCUUGGCAUCUGGACGUCGUCUUCUGAGCAUCUUCGGUGGAUAUCCUUUUGGAAUAACUUGGUCAAGUGUCUGCAGGGUCUCCAGUUAUGUUACUUGAUCUUGAAACAGUUUGUCGUCUUAGCACCAAGUUUACCAAAUUUUCACUAGAUUGUAUUAGGAUUUUUCUUCGCGUUAAGACUACGUAUGAUAGGUCAAUACAGUAGUUUUCUUGAUUGUAGAUAGUGUCUGUAAAUAGUUAGCUAGCUAGUUAGUUAGCGUCUGAUAAAGUUUUGUAGUCCCAUACAUUUAGUUUUGGCUAUAUUACUGUUCUGUAAAUUAAGAGUACAAGAAUGUGUUUUUAAGUGUCUGCGGAUCGUUUGUGAUGUCUAUGAAUUUUCUUAAUGUCAAGGAAGGCUCUACGUUACACCAAGGAGGUCCUCCGUCAGAUUUUUCAGUCGGGAGGAAUUUUAUAUAAUGUAAAGAUGCCACUUACAGGACGUCUUUGUAUUUAACUGUAAUGUACACAUGUGGAAGGAUAUUUUAAACGCUUUCCACCACAACGCCCAGGUAUAAAUGUGCUAAUUGUCUUUUAGCCAUUACAAGAUCGUCGUUGUCAGGAAGAGUUAGGAAUGUUUGUACACCUGUAUACGAGUUUUUACUCUUAAAUGGAAUACAUAGAACAUUACACCUCAAGUUUUACCUCAUAUGUUCACAAUAAUAACAAGUUCGAGUUAUCAGCCAUAAUCUUUGUCUGCUUAAAAAUAGUUCUAUUUAUUUAUUUACCUGCUGAAGUAUUGAUUACCCUCUGGAUAUCUUGUGCAUAUUUGAGAUUUGUGUUUUAAAUGUAAUGUGGCUUUUGAUUUUACUUGUAUUAUAAACACUGUUGGUAGUUCAGUGUCUCGAGAUGCAACGGAUAUUAUUGUAUGGUAUCACAGUGUCAUGGAGUUUGUAGAUAUUUUUAUUGAGAAAUUAUUAUAUUUGAUAGAAUAAAUUUACCUUACUA